Aspergillus saccharolyticus JOP 1030-1 is the source of this 477-nucleotide messenger RNA. RefSeq names its product Ctf8 family protein. Lineage: Eukaryota; Fungi; Ascomycota; Eurotiomycetes; Eurotiales; Aspergillaceae. Bases 1 to 477 code for a protein of 158 amino acids. The transcript has a single exon. Gene Ontology annotation, cellular component: Ctf18 RFC-like complex. The record is from RefSeq and is a predicted model, not a curated record. Gene Ontology annotation, biological process: mitotic sister chromatid cohesion.
AUGCCAGCCAUUACCCUCCAUCCUCACGCGUCGCGAUCGCCAUCACGCGUCGCAAACCCUCUGCCCCAACUCCUCCAGACCCCCUCCGGCCUGGCCCUGCUGGAACUUCAAGGAACAAUCAACAUCCCCUCCCACGAUGAAGCCUCGACUUCAGCCGAACCAGCCGACAGCCGGUCUCAGGAGCCCUCCGUGUUCGAGACCCCGAUCGGCAAGCUCAUGUUCCCUGACUACUCGCCGCAGGGCCCGGCUGACGACACGACCUGGAUGAGGCGGGUCUACCUGUAUGUCGGACGCUACCAACGCAUAACAGGUGAGGUGAAGAAGCUGCCCAAACCACUGGCUAUUGUGCAGCGGAGGUCGACGCAGGUACCUGCCCGAGGAAGCGCGCGGAACGAUGUCGACGAAUUGGAAGUGGUCGAGGUGGUGCGCUACAAGAUUUACUUCAAGAAUCGACCGGAGCCCGUCAACGACCUCUAA